Molecule: messenger RNA, 837 nt
Organism: Triticum turgidum subsp. durum (durum wheat)
Lineage: Eukaryota; Viridiplantae; Streptophyta; Magnoliopsida; Poales; Poaceae
Source: the annotation of a GenBank genome assembly
AUGAGCUACUUCCAAGCUACAACUUGCAAGCCUCAUACUGGGCUCAUUGUGGACAGACCCAUAACGGGUCUUGGGAAGACCUGCAGAUUACUACCUGUUCCCCAGUAUUCCCUACGGUCACGUCCUCUCGGAUUUCGCAAGCUUGAUAAGCAUAUCUACCCACGCCUUGUUCUUGUUGCUGCUAGCCAUCCUAGGCUUACUCCUGUAUGCGCCUCAAGUGGAAAAGGGAACCCUGAGAUUGACAAUGAUCCCUUUAUGGAUCAUUUGAAGAAGGCCAUGGCUGAUGCAAAAAAGCCACGACCCAUACAAGAUGCGCUGAAAGAGAAAUUCACCAAGCUGAGAGAACAAGCAUCUGGUGGAGGUGGAGGGAAUGGAAACAGGCGUGGAGGCAAUGGUGGUUCCGGUGGCCCAGAAGAUGAAUCAUUCAAGGAAUCAUUGGAUGAAGUAGUCCAAGUUAUCUUAGCAACUGUUGCUUUUAUACUUGUGUACAUCCAUAUUAUCAGAGGGGAGGAGCUGUACCGUCUUGCGAGGGACUACACUAGAUAUCUGGUUACUGUCGAAGAGACCGAUUAUUCCUUAUUUAUGAUGGUUAGCCUGCUAAUCAGAUGUAGGUCAUGGCUGGUCACCUAUUUUGCGAUGGAUCGAAACUGUAAAAGCCAUAUGAGAACCAAUGUGGCUAAAUUGAAUAUUUAUCUAAGCACUUGGUCCUUGGAUGUCGUUGGCAUCCUUUGCAUUGGUUUACAAUCCUCUAAUACAAGAAAAGAACAUGGAAGAUUAGUACCACUGUGCAAUGAAUAUCAUGAACCAAUGUUUCAAGACCAGUUAACGAGUUCCUGA